Messenger RNA from Trichoplax adhaerens, 780 nucleotides. RefSeq lists its product as uncharacterized. Bases 1 to 780 code for a protein of 259 amino acids. The record is from RefSeq and is a predicted model, not a curated record. NCBI's taxonomy places the organism in Eukaryota, Metazoa, Placozoa, Uniplacotomia, Trichoplacea, Trichoplacidae. The transcript has 4 exons.
AUGGAUACCUGGAGACCAGUUACAUGGGGUAACCAAGAACCAUUAGUACCCAUUAGUACGGCCGCCCUACGAGCUAAGCCAAGUCAGCGAAUUCUAGCAUUAUCAGAGCCAAAACCUAUCUACGUUGACGAAGCGACUCACUUAUUAAUGAGCAUGGAGCGUUCAAAAUCUGCACCUGCUACAUCGAAUCUCCGUUACAAAGACCCAACUCCACGGAUUAUACAACUUGCAGAACCGAAGAAACCACUUGUACUUGAAGGUGCUGAUAAAAAGUAUCAACCAUUUACGAGAGAGGGUGCAAGGUCGCCAUUAACAGAAGAGAAAUUGAUAAGACUUAGUACACCAAGUACUUUAAAUCGACGGUUUGAGCCCGAUAGAACUAAUAUUACAGAAGUAUCGAGGGCAGCCCUUUUUGGCAAUAUCCCUUUAAGUGUUGAUCAAUUAUCUCAACCUAAAACCCAUCGUCAAGAUAACUGUAGAGAUCCAGUUUGGGAAAUCAGCAAGGCAACAAAGCAUGCGAAUCCAUCAUCACGUAUUCGAGAACUAGCGCGACCAAAAAUAUUGCCGGAAGGAUUUCAAAUACAAAAAGUUGAACCAUGGAAGCCUCUUUCGCGUUCAUUAAGAGCUGUAUGUACCAGGAGGACAAAUGAAUUAGCUCAACCUGUUCGACGCGAUAGUAUGUCUGAUUGUUUAUAUGAUCCUGAAGCUUUUACGGUUAAGAAAACAGCAUUAUUGGGGAAAGUACCCGAUCGUAUUGAGACUUUAGCUCAAAAGGCUUAA